Molecule: messenger RNA, 2936 nt
Organism: Prosopis cineraria
Lineage: Eukaryota; Viridiplantae; Streptophyta; Magnoliopsida; Fabales; Fabaceae
Product: AUGMIN subunit 6-like
Exons: 13
Coding region: 217-2409 (730 amino acids)
Biological process (GO): spindle assembly
Cellular component (GO): HAUS complex; mitotic spindle microtubule
Molecular function (GO): microtubule binding
Source: RefSeq, a predicted model, not a curated record
AUUCAAAUUACGGUCCAUUUCGUAAUAUCAAACGCAGGGGACCCUGACCUGCGUUUUCUAGAAAGACAUUCCGUGGGAUGGAUUAAGCGAAAAUAAAGAUCGACAAUAGAGCAGGAUCAGAAAGAAUUCAAAAGGAAGCUUAGAUAAGGGACGGAAAGGAAGAAAAUUGUAACAAUCUCAGAGAGAGAGAGAGAGGGGGGCGGGGCGGGCUGGGUGAUGACGAUGGACAGAGAGAAGGAGAGGGAGAUAGAGCUAGAGAGUGCAAUGUACACUAACUGUUUGCUGUUAGGUCUGGAUCCGGCUAUUAUCGGAGUUGGAGCCUCCAAUGGCACCCCUCGAGUCGGACUCUUCCGCCAUUCCAACCCUAAAUUGGGUGAACAGCUCCUCUACUUCAUACUCUCCUCCCUCAGAGGCCCAGUUCAAUCCGCUAAAGAUUUUGACAAGGUUUGGCCAAUUUUUGAUUCGGCGCAAUCGCGUGAUUUCCGGAAGGUUGUGCAAGGGAUCAUUAGCGAGCUCGAGUCGCAGGGUGCGCUUCCUAGGAGCAAUUCAAGAGUUUCUUCACUUGCUACGUGCUGUGGACCAAGGUUUGUUGAACUUCUGUGGCAGCUUUCCUUGCAUGCCUUGCGAGAGGUUCAUAGACGAACAUUUGCAGCUGACGUAGCUUCUAACCCUUUGCCUGCUCCAUUGACUGAUGUAGCAUUCUCACAUGCAGCUACUUUACUUCCUGUUACAAAGGCUAGAAUAGCACUUGAAAGAAGGAAGUUUCUUAAGAAUGCAGAAUUGGCUGUACAACGGCAGGCUAUGUGGUCAAACUUAGCUCAUGAAAUGACUGCUGAAUUUCGUGGCCUAUGUGCUGAAGAGGCUUAUUUGCAACAAGAACUGGAGAAACUUCAUGAUUUGAGGAAUAAAGUGAAGUUGGAAGGAGAACACUGGGAUGAUCUUGUAUCCACUUCAAGUCAGAAUUCUCAUUUAGUUUCAAAGGCUACACGGCUAUGGGAGUCUUUAUUAGCUCGUAAAAGUCAACAUGAAGUUCUCGCAUCAGGGCCUAUUGAAGACUUGAUAGCUCACCGGGAACACAGGUACCGGAUCUCUGGGACAUCUUUGCUUGCCGCAAUGGAUCAGAGUUCUCAGGCACCUUAUUCAGACAUAUUAUCUGGUCAGCCUGCGGAUUUGCCAGCUGUGCGUACGGAUGAAAAUGAGGAGAAUGAAGGAUUUCGUCUUAGCAAUGAGAUGCUUACAAGAGUUGACGAUAGAACUGGAAGAGUCCACCAAACUGUUGAUGUAGCAGAGGUUAUACGGCGAUGGACACAUGCUUUGCAGCGUAUUCAUAAGCAGUCACUUCAUUUGGCAAAAGCAAAUGAUGGAGAGGGUCCAGAUAUAUUGCGUAGUGCACAAGAAGGCGGGUCAAGUGGACAUGCUGAAUCUUUAGCAGCAACUCUUGCAGAGCAUCAGCAACAUUUGGCUAGCUUUCAGGUCCUUAUUAACCAACUGAAGGAAGUUGCUCCGUCAAUACAGAAGUCCAUAUCAGAAUGUACAGAAAAGGUGAACAGCAUAGCCUCCAAUCUUCCUCCGUCAAACAGACAUCAUGGGCAAUCAACAUCCCCUGUUCAAACGCAGAGUAGUGUGAGGAUGGAUGGCAGCACUGAUGAUGUUGGUGAGGUGACGUCAAGAAUAUCUAAUAUUCAGCUUGAUAAGAUGUCAGCCAGUCCUCCCACUUUAAAGCUCCCUCAAUUGUUUAGCUUGACUCCAACUUCUGGAAAAGGUGGAAAUGUGCAAAGGAGGCAUAGUACAGCUCCUCGGACCAGCCAAACUGAGAAUCUUUCUGAAGGGAAAUCUUUGAAUCCUCAUUCAAGUAAUCAAGAAGAGACUUUACCAGAAGACAGUGCUAGUUUCUGCAUCCAUAAUUUGAAGAGGUCAGUAAGAGAAGCAGCAUUGUCGUUGCAGUCCUGCAAUUCAGAAACAUCACAAGACAGUCAUUCUGAUGGAAGUUCUGAGCACUUCUUUGCCCCUCUUUCAGAAACGGGGCUUUCUCAUUUAGAUGCUGAGAAAAAGGCUGCUUCAAGAAAGGCUACUUCAUUGAGGAGUAAAAGAUUAUUUUUACCUCAAAUGGAUGAUUCCUUGCUUGAGAGUCAUACAUCUGAUGGUCAGGAGGAGUGCACGUUGGAUGAUUUUCCAGAUAUGUUGAAUGAAUUGGAACGACUUUCUGAUUAUGACCAUGUGAAUGGGUUUCUUUCAUUUACUGGCUCAAAUGCAACUUCUGAUGCACAGCAGUCUGUGUAUGACUUUGAGGAUGCUCAAGAUCAAGUAUUCUCACCGCCUCUUCUAAUGGAUUCAUCGCUUCUGGCAGAUUCAUUCGAGGACUUGCUGGCUCCACUAUCUGAGACUGAAACAGCCUUGAUGGAGCACUGAAAUGAUAAUUUGGCUAACCCCUGAACAUGAUUGGGAAACGACAUGAUUGCUGUGGUGGGUUGCUCUUCAUACUUUUUGUUGGGACAUCACCUCCUUCAACUUUAAUGACACGAUGCGUGUGUAAUUUCUUUUCUUGGUUUGGUAUGUAUUUACCAUUCUCUAUGCUCAUCGGUUGUCCUUCUGCUUGGAGGGAACUCUGGCACCUGUGUUUUGAUAGCUAAAUUUGGAUCGCAUGUUGAAAAUAAGAGUCCGACCUGGGUUUUGGAAGGUGAAGUUGGCUUUGACCAAGUAAUUGUUGUUUGGACUUGAAUUGUCCUCCUUGGUUUCCUCCGCUAAAAACUGUGACAACCAAAGAGGAGCGGUGGAAUACAUGGUGACAUGAAUUCAUAGCUUGGUUGUGUUUUUGCUUCAAAUUAGCUAACCGUGAUUAAUUCUUGGACUCUGACCAAUGUAUCUUACACUUGUGUAUGAGUUAGGCAUUGUCUCUUGGUGACAUAUCAAGAAUUAAAAAAUUGCAUCUUAUCUUA